AUGGAAAGGGAUGGUUCCGCGGGGAAAGCAGAGCCUUUUCACCAGGCAGGGGCGCGGGAGCAAUCAGGCGCAGGCGCAGCUGCGCGGACGGGAGCGCAGCAAGGGGCGCGGGGAUCACACUCGGGGGCUUGGGCUGGGCAACCGGGGGAAUGGGCGAGGGAGGCGGGGGCGGGGUGGGACGGUGACUGGCUGGGGGAGGCGCGGAGGCGCGCGGGGCCGUGGGAGGGGCGGCCGUUGGCGGUGGUGAGUCUGUUCGACGGGUGCGGCGCCAUCUGGCAGGCGCUGCACGACUGCGGCAUUCCGUUCACUGGCGUCAGCUCUGAAAUCGUGAGUGCAGAGCCGCUGGGUGUGUUGCUGCGUGUGCUGCACGCUGGGUGUGCUGCACGCUGGGUGUAUUCAGUCUUUUCCAGUCUUCUCAUCCCUCCCUCUCUUUUGAGUCGACUCAAAAGUCUUUUCCAGUCUUCUCAUCCCUCCCUCUCUUUUGAGUCGACUCAAAAGUCUUUUCCAGACCCAUUCGCAGUGGAGGUACAGCAGGACCCAUUCGCAGCGGAGGUGGUGAGGCACAGGUGGCCAGCCGUGCAGCACGUGGGGGAUAUCACCGCCCUCACACCCACCACCAUCCACUCCGCCCUUGCUGCCGCUGCUGCUGCUGCUAGUUGUGCCACUGCUGGCGCCACUGCUGGUGCUGGUGCUGCUGCCUCCGCUGCCAACACCAAAGAGCUUCGACCGAGAAAGUGCAAGGAAGCUUCACCGAAUGUUCCCGCUGGCGCCCAUGUGGACCUGCUAGUGGGCGGCUUUCCUUGUCAGGAUCUGAGCAGCAUGAACCGAAACAGGGUGGGGCUGCACGGCCCGCGCAGUGGCCUCUUCUUCCACCUCCUGCGCCUCAUUCAACAGCUCUCGCCCAGAUGGUUUCUGGUUGAAAACGUGGCGAGCAUGCAGUGGAUGGAUCGCGAUGAGAUCUCCAAGUAUCUGGGAGUGCCACCCAUCUGCAUCGACUGCGCCGACCUCACCGCACAGGCGCGGCGGCGGCUGUUUUGGACCAACCUGCCGCUGCCAGCUCAGAUGCCGCCCGUGCGCUGCCACCCGUCCACACUGCUGCAGAGCAAGCUGUGCGAUGCGAUCGCCACUGAAGACAAGUGCGGGCCAAUCAUGAAGACCAAUUACCGCACAGCUGGCAAGGGCCGCACCAAUCAGGUCAUCUGCCUGCGAUCCCAUGCCGCCCGCUUCUUCCUUUCCCACGAGAUCGAGAGAAUCUUUGGAUUCCCGCCCGGAUACACCAAGAUCCCCGCCGCCCGGUUCGCUGCUAUCAAGGCGGGAAGGAGAGGGGCGACAGGGGGGAAAGCAGGGGCGGGGAAGGGGCAAGAAAAUGGUACAGGGAAUUGGGAGUCUGCUGGGGCUGAUUGUUUGAGAGCAGUGUUUGAUGGGGUGAGGGAGGUAAGAGAGGAGGAGGGAGAGGAAGCGGAGGUGAGGGAGGUUAAGGAGGGGGAGGUGAGGAGGGUGAGGGAGGUGAGUGCAUGCAUUGCUGGGGGAGAUGGAGGAAAGGGAGGUGCUGAGGGGUUUGAUGUGGUGGGAAGAGAUGGUGGGAAGUGGGUGUCGGGCGUUGCAGGAAAGGCGUGUGGAGAGAGGGGAAAACACAAGGGCGGAGAGGCGAGGAGGUGGGUGGAGGGGAAGAGGAAUGGAGUGGCGAAUGGAGAGAGGGAGGGAGGUGGAGGAAAGAGGAGGAGAGUCUGGAAGGGGCGAGAUGGAGGAGAGUUGCAGGGUGCGGCUCGGUGUGAUGCGGUGAGAAGCGGUGAUUGUGUGGAUGCUGAUGGUGAUGAGGGUGAUGAUGGUUUUGAUGGUUAUCAUGGUGGUGCUGCUGCCAAUGGUGCUUCAGGAUUGAAGAGUGAGAAUGCGGUGAAGAGUGGUGACGUUGGGGUGUUGAAGGAGGACAAUGCGGUGGAGAACGGUCAUGCCACGGAUCAUGAAGAUAGUGAAGACGAUGUGGUUGAAGUGCCACCAUCGGUAUUGGGGGACGAAAAGGUUGGAGAAAAGAAGGGCAGAAGGGAGGACGGAGGAGGCCAGGCCAAGGCAAGCGAACACUCUUCUCCUGCUGCUGGUGAUGGUGCGUCUGCUGCUGCACCGGCUGCUGCUGGCGGCAGCACGGGGAGGUCGCUCCGAGCGCGGCCUGGCAUUGGAUUCUACAGCGAGGCAGAGCUCAUGAGGAGGGGCGUGCAACAGCAGCCCCAAGAGACGAGGCGGAGGCGGAGUGGGGCCAGUGAGAGGGCGAGCGGGAGGGCGGACGGGAUGAGUGGGAGGGAGGAGACGUGUCGGUGGGAUGAGAGUCAGCAGGAGGAGCUGCAGGAGAGGGACCGAUGGGGCCUGCUCGGGAACUCGUUUCCGGUGGCCGUGAUAUCAUACCUGCUCACGCCGCUGCUGUCCCCCUCGCUGCGCCUCUCCGCUCCUCCGUGUGCGCUGCCUGCCUGUGUGCCGCCCCAUGUCACCCGCGCCAAGUGCGCCCUCAUGGUGCCGGGGGAGGGCAGUGGCGUGCAGGGCAAUGGGCGGGCAGGGCAAUGGGCGUGCAGGGCAAUGGGCGGGCAGGGCAAUGGGCGGGCAGGGCAAUGGGCGGGCAGGGCAAUGGGCGGGCAGGGCAAUGGGCGGGCAGGGCAAUGGGCGGGCAGGGCAAUGGGCGGGCAGGGCAAUGGGCGGGCAGGGAGUGUGACGGGCAUCUCUCUGCUCCCCCCUGUGCGCUGCCUGCCCCUUGUCACCCGCACCAACCACCUCAUGGGUGCCGGGGAAGACGCUCAAUCAGCUGGGCAUCCUGCAAAUGGGAAGCGGGAAGAGAGGGAGGAGAGCGAGAGUGGUGACGAGGAGGAAGAGGAAGAGGAGGAUGAGGAUGAGGAGGGAGACGAGUACAAGGGCGAGGGGGAGGACGAGCACACGUGGCAUGGAGCAGGGCUGUAUGAGAUGGAGCAGGAGACGCACACGGCCACCAGCCUCACUGUCUUCAGCCACAGGGUGCGGAGGGUGCGCAGGGUAGCAGGCGGGGCAGGCAGGAGUGUGCACGCGGUAUAUCCGCAGCCAGGCACCGUGUGGGCGCUCAAGUGGCCCUUCAAACGGGACUUCUCCCUCGUUUUCUAUGUUCCCUCUCUUAUGCCCUUUACCCUCUCCCCUGACCUCAUUUUAUCCUUGUCUGAUUCUGUCUCGUCCUCCCUCCCUCUUUCCCACCCCCACUGCGGUAUAACACCGCCAUGCACACAGUACGUGGUAACCAGCAGCAUCGAGUUCAACCCUCGCAGCCUAUCCUCCCCAUCGCCCUCCUCCCACCCCUCCCCAACCACAUCCCCCUCGCUCCAACCCUCCCCCACCCCUUCCCGAGCCCCUCCCGCCUCCCCUACCGCUUCCCGAGCCUCCAUCCGAGCCUUCAGUGCGACGGUGCGGGCGCUGGUGCGGCGGCGCAGUGUGAAGGUGGGGGUGGGCAUGGAUCCGCUGUGGGGGGUGCACGAGCACGAGUGGCAGGUGGACGAUCUCUCUGCCUUCGCCUUUGAGGCGCCCUUCCACUUCCACAGCGACCGCCACACCCUCGUGGUGGAGCCACAGACCCACAAGGAGCCCGAGUAG
Messenger RNA from Closterium sp. NIES-65, 3597 nucleotides. The record is from the annotation of a GenBank genome assembly. NCBI's taxonomy places the organism in Eukaryota, Viridiplantae, Streptophyta, Zygnematophyceae, Desmidiales, Closteriaceae.